Messenger RNA from Anthonomus grandis grandis, 2394 nucleotides. RefSeq names its product cilia- and flagella-associated protein 45-like. Lineage: Eukaryota; Metazoa; Arthropoda; Insecta; Coleoptera; Curculionidae. The record is from RefSeq and is a predicted model, not a curated record. Bases 100 to 1971 code for a protein of 623 amino acids. Gene Ontology annotation, molecular function: DNA binding. The transcript has 9 exons.
UGCCAAUCUGACUAUCUAUGUUUACUAUGUCAUUUCGACGUUUACAGAUGCUUUUACUAUUAUUGUUCCGGAAAUAAAUUUUCAUUGUUUAUUUUUGCAAUGCCUGGACCAGGGAAGUUUCGUAGUAAAGCUGUGAAACAAAAGGCCGUAUCUGGAGACCAUAGUCCUGAGCAAUGUAGUCAUAAACUAAACGGUGAGUUUAUACACUUUAAGCCGGAUAAGGCUACAGAUGGUAAAGAAAAAGUAAUUGCAAUAGAACUUUUGGGUACUAGAGAACUGCUUGUACCUAAAAGAGAGCCCAUCGAUAGACCAGGAAUUUUGCCACUUUCGGAGUUUCAAAGACUAAAACAUCAAGCACACGUGAUAACCCUUGAAGAUAAAAUGCGUAUGAUUGAAGAAGGAGAAAGAGAAAAAAAUAAGCUUGUAAUGGAAAGUACGCUUAGAAAAGAACAACUUUUAAAAACGCAAAAGCACACCAACAAUAAACCUGGAAGCAAACUUGAAACUGUAGAAUCAGAAGCAGCUAAAAAGAAUCUAUAUUUGCUUAGAAGGUCUCAGGAAUUAAGGAUUGAACAGGACGAGAGAGUAAAAGAGGCAAAUGGCAUUAUUUUGGCAACUAAAUGCAGGGCUAUAAGAAAUGCCCAGAUUGCCGAAAAAAAGGUGAUAGAAAAAGAACUAAAAGAAGAAGAGCAAAGGUUAGACGCCAUGAUGGAGCAACAAAGGCAAAAGAAAAUCGUUGCUGAAGAAAAGAAGCGAGAGGCUGAUGAAAUGAAGAAACAAAAUUAUGUCAAAGAAGUCCUUCAGCAAAUAAAAGAAAAUGAAUUGGAUCGUCUUUUGGAAGCGGAACGUAUAGAAGAGGAAAGCAAAAUGCUGAAUAAGGCUUUAAUUGAACUUCAAAAAGAUGAAGAAAAACGACAGAAAGCUAAGAUUGAAAUGCAAAUAAAAAUGAGAGAGGAGUUCAAGAAAGCUAAUGAAGAAGCUUGUAGAUACCGAAGGCUUAAGGCUGAGGAACAACGAAUCGCAGAUUUGAGGGUAAAAGAAUUUAUGCGUCAAAAAGCUGAAAGAGAGGAAGCGCUAGAAAAAGAAAAAUCGUUAUUAAAAGCAGCAAAAGAAAAAGAAAUUGCUCGGCUAAGAGAGAUGCAAGAGAAGAGUCAAGAUCUGCAAGCUGCUCUGGAUGAAAUGAAUGCAGCUAGAUCCCAGGAAGAAAAAGAACGAGAAUGGCGAGAACAAGAAAAACAGGCUGCCUUGAAAAAGCAGAAAAUGAUGGAAGACUUACAUGUAGCUAGAGCGAAGCAAAUUACUGAUAUUAGAAUGACUCAAGCUAGAGCUUUAGCUAGAGAUGAAGAUGAUUUUAAAAAGGAGAUGAAUGAGGCACGAGACCAGGCACGUUGGAAAAGUAUCAGGGAUCAUUAUAAAAGGCAAAAGAAAGAAGACAUAGGCACAACAGGAUCUGCUGCAAAGAAAAAGAGGGCAAGCUACUGGGACAGAUUGUCGUUUUUGGACACAAUUGAGGACGAAAGAAAAACGUUUUCUAACAUUUCUGCUGAUACUUCCGAAAUUUUAGAAAACAAUGACGUACAAGACAUCGAGAAUCAGCCGCCUUCAUCAAAGGACGAACUUGAAAUACCUCCUGUUAUGCCUACUGAGACUUAUGAACCUGUGGCAAUCAUCCGCUCAAAACGCAAAACUAGAGUGGAAAAUUCAGCACUAUCUAACUACUUGAAGGAAAAGAAAAUUGAAAACACACAGUUGAAUGAUACCAUUAGUCAGCUAAUUAAAUGCGAGGAAGAAGAUGAAAUCGACUUGUUUUUUAAAAGCAUCGCCAAAACAGUGAAGAAGUUUUCACCAAAUCUUGUGAGAAAAACAAAAUUAAAAGUUUUGGAAAUUGUAUCUGAUACGGAACAACUUCAUGAACAAGUGCAUGUGUCCACCGAUCACACAUCAAGCUCAAAUACAUUCCGAAAUUAUUAAUCACAGCUUUCCAUUCAUUUCUCCCACCACACAUCAAAUUUGACUUCUCCAGAUUGCCAAUCAGAACUUUCCAACCAUUCCUCCCACUACACAUUGACUUUUCCAAAUUAUCAAUCAGAGCUUUCCAACCACUCCUCUCAACACAUGAAACGCGACUUCUCCUAAUUUCCAAUCACAACAUCUCACCCCUUCCUCCCAGAACACAUCAACCUUCACUUCUUCAAAUUAUCAACUUCUCAAUCAACCCCCAUCCACCCACCGUUCAUCAGCCGUACGUUCUGAAAUUUUGGCUACCUCUGACGUGCUGACGGUUGCAUAUAACUUAUUAGCCCAAGAGGAUAAUACUAAAUAAGUAAUAUUAAACUGUAAAAUUUUAAUUAUGUUUAAUUUUAAUAAAUAAAAUGGAUUAAAUAAAUUAUAAAA